UCGAAGAUAUUAGGAAAAAGUCAGAAUUUUCUUUAAAAUUAACUAACCUCCUACUUGACACAAAUGGGCGCUAUUUAAUCUCUAUCGAAUCUAUGGAAGUAGCAAAAAAUGGAGAAACAUAUUUCCUUGAUAGGAAACGAUUAAUCUGGACUGAUCCUAAUGUAAAACUUUGCUUUAAUUGUCAAGUUCCAGGUCACCAAUCGCAGAAUUGUCGUAAAAAUCAUUCAGCUCCACAAGACUGA
Funneliformis caledonium is the source of this 242-nucleotide messenger RNA. The record is from the annotation of a GenBank genome assembly. NCBI's taxonomy places the organism in Eukaryota, Fungi, Glomeromycota, Glomeromycetes, Glomerales, Glomeraceae.